UUUAGAAAAGGAAAGGUCUUAUAUUCACAAAAACACAUAGCAUAAGCAAAUGCAAUAACUUAGUGUGGGAACUUAAACCAACAAUGAUGCAUAAAAAACAUAGGAAAACAUUGAACUUACAUUCCCGAGGAGAAAGCAACAUCAUUCAACUCCAUUACAGCUCUCAGCAUGACGAUUACACCUGUGAAAAUGAUUCAAAACACCAAUCAAACACCAAAGAAACCUCAUACCACGGGGAGUCCUCCCAUGCGCCAAAUAUAAUAAUGCAUUACUACUCUAACUCGACAGGCGCGUCGAGCUCUCCUUUGCAAUACUAUUCUAAUCGAUGUGAAACUACUAUGAAUGACCUCUACACCAAUACUGAUGAUGAUAACCAUUUUUUGGAGGACCUCUUAUCCCCAACAACGGUUCCCUCCGCAGAUGACAAUUCGUUUACUCAAAGCAAUGCUAAUGAUAUCAAAAAUGAACCAAAGGAAAUGGAAAAUCAAAAAUUGAAUACCCCUAUUAAGGUCUCAGAGGCUUCAUGGGAGAGCUCUUAUUUGUAUGUUAUCACUGAUGUAAUAUGGAAGGUGUUAGAUACGCCUAUAAACAUGUACAAAAACGUUGACAACGAACGACUGCCAUGGAAGUCGGAUUUCAUGAAUCUCGAUCGGAUGAGCAUGCCAGCCAAUUCAAAAGAAAUGCUCUCGCGGAUUAACCUGAACAUCCCCUACUACGCGUUAAACUAUAUGGAGCUAUCCUGCGUAAUCACACUGCCUUUUUUGUAUUUCUAUAAUUUUCCAUAUUUUGUAGUUUAUUCUAUCACAUGUAUGCUGCUCUACAGUGUUUUAGUAAACGGCAUUGAAUCUAGUCAAUCGCAUAAUUAUGUUUGCUUCUGUGGUUUACAAAUUUCGUACCAUAACCUCGGACAUAGCUUGUUAUUUGCGUACGGUGUUAUAUUUAUUUUUUCAGAGGGUGUAAAGACGUGGUUGUUGGUGACUUUAAUGAACCUUUUCAUCAUUAUUCCACAUGCCUUGUGGAGAACUCCAACAUAUUUUGAUGAUGAGAAGCUGGAAAAGUGCCGUCCACGGUUGGUGCGCAAUGCGUUGAUGCUGUUGAUGUUAUUUUUGGUCUACCUCGAAGGUGACCUCCUCAGCCCGGAAGAUGAAAUGCGUUCGAAUGAAAAUCUGCGGAAUGCGGAGAAAGAACGAGAAAGAUUAAGGAUAUCCUUUGAGGAUACUUAAGAAUUUAGAAAACUGAAUGAUUCCUGUCUGAGGUUAACGAAAGUCACAUGAAAUGAAAGAGUUCUGAAAAAAAAAAGUAUACAUACAAUAAUAUAUAUAUUUGUAUAUAUAUAUAUCGAAAGAGAGAGAGAGAGAGAGAUAACUCUGAUUUACUGCCCUACCUUCAAAAGUAAAGAUGAGGUUAUAUAUAAAAGCAAGAAUGUACAUCCAGAAUGAAGGGAAAGGCAAUGUGAGUCCAAUAUAUCUACCUCCUAUUU
This is a messenger RNA of Phytomonas sp. Hart1, 1480 nucleotides long. Lineage: Eukaryota; Euglenozoa; Kinetoplastea; Trypanosomatida; Trypanosomatidae. The record is from the annotation of a GenBank genome assembly.